AGUCGUGUACGUAACGUCGUCGAGUUGCAAACGUUUGCGGUAAAUCGCAAAUUAUUAGACCCAUAAGCAGCAGCAGUAGCAGCAGCACUGGCAUCAGCAGCAGCAGCAGCAGCAGCAGCGGUGCAUUCAAACUAAAUUUGAAAACUGCGGGCACAUUUAAAAAUCGAAUCUCGUUUGGUCUAUGACAAUACAAACGCACUUUCUUCGCAACGCAUUAACCAGGUGCGUGUGCGUAUAGAGAGGAGAGAGCAAGAUAAAAAUAUAUAUUUAAGAGUAAGCGGCGCGAGUGUGUUUUUGUGUAUGUGUUAGUACGGUUGUUGCGCCUCAAAUUGAACACAUUGAACACACAAUUCAUAAAUCAAAUCAGUAAACGCGAGUGUGUUUAUUUUGUAUUUCGGUAAUUUGGUUCGACAACAAUAAAAGCAUUUCCCUAUGAUUGGCUCAUUCUGGAAUCUGUGCAGAGCGUGCCCAUCAAUGCCGGUAGACAAGCUCCAUUCGGAGUAUAGGAGCACUUAUCGUUGGCAUGAAUUUACGGGCAAUUCAAGGCCGGAGGUUGUGCGUCGGGCGCCAGCGCCAAAUCCCAGUCAAUUUGUUGGUCCGACAAAUGAGCCGCCAUUGCCACGACGAAAGAAAUGCCCGGAAUUAGCAUAUAAAUCGCAUGAGUUUAUUAUAGGAUCGGAAUAUACAGAUGCACGUCGAGAUGCCAGCGCGCAUCGUUCGGCAAGGUCGGAGGAGAGGGGCACACCUUCACGCCGUAGCAAAUCGGAAGGACCACCCGUUGUGUCCAAUGGACGAGCCUAUCCCGCUGCAACGGAGAUCGAUGGAACUACAAGUAAACAGGCGGGUGAGUCAAAUGGCCUAUUCAAAAAGACCAUCACAAAAUUGAGCACUGAGUAUCGCCUGCAAUUCGUUUGGCCGAAUGUCCGACGCAUUAAGGGCGCCGAUUCAAACGUAACGACGACGGCGAGGGCCGCGGCCGGUGACUACCCAAGAAAGUCAAUAUCAUUGGGCGCGAUCCGAUCGGGUCAGCCGGGCCAGCCGACGCACAGUCACACACAUCAAUAUCAAACGAUGGGUGCCGGCUUGCCAACGGUGCAUAAAAAACGUACAACAAAUCAGAAAGAAGCUACUCUGCAUGAGCUGGAGCCUUUGGUUAGCGAUACGGAUGAUAGAAAAACACACGAGAAACAAGUAAACUUUGUGGAGCGCAAAAUUGCCACACGUCCGUUUUCGCAAACAAUUGAUCAGGAGCGGCUCAAUCACUUCAUAACGAAAAAGGAGAACUUUGGAUUUGCAGCUGCUGCGGCUGCCAAGGAUGCCAAGGAUGAUAACAGGCAGCAGCCAUCGACAGCAGCAGCUGAUGUUACAGAUCAGGGUCAAGUGGUGGUCAUGAAUGGCACUGCACCGCCGCACUCAAAACCGAAUUUGGAUUUGUGGUUCAAGGAGAUGGUCGAGCUGCGCAAAAAAGCUGGCGAAUACAAGUGUCGCGGCUGGGGCAUAGAAAUCGAUCCGGAAUUGUAUAAGAAACAAAAGGAUUUAUGGGAUCAGGUUUCAAAGCGCAGUUCGCUUUCAGCAUUGUCAUUAGCAUCCACAGUCCAUAGACCCAUCACUAAAGAGGAGAAGGAGCAAGAGAAUAACAAAAAGUCAACGCCAUUGGAGAAAACGAUUCCGCAGAAGCCGCGAGUUCCUGGCCAAGCCUAUUUGAUUGAUAACAAAGAUGAGAUUUCUGCACUGCCAGCACGUUUUAACAAUAUACGCCAUCAUUUGGAACGCACCACGGGUCCGGAUGUUGAGGAAGGCGCCCUGCUGCCAUCGCCAACGCGCGAGAAACUCAUGCCUGCUAUUACUAAACGUGAAUCGGAAUCUCAGCGUGGCAGUCCCAAGAAAACGGCACUCUCACGACAUGGAUCGCCUCAAAAAGGCAGCCCCCAGAAGGGCAGCCCCAAGAAGGUUCUCAAAACACGCUCACAAUCUGUUGGUCCUGGCGUCGAGAAUGAGUCACCCAAGCGUCAGAUUCGCUCGGCGAGUCAAGCGCCCACGAGCCGUAAAAAGGCACCAACGGCGCCCUCUGCGACAUCGGCUGGAACUGAACGUAAGCCACGCCCAUCCACCUUAUCCACAACAUUCCAAUCCCGCAUUAAAAGUAGUUCCCUACCACCGCCUAUCGGUAAAGUAGCCGCAGCGCCAACAGCAGCCGCAGCCGCAGCAGAAGCAACCGCAGCCGCAACAGCAGCAGCAACAUCCGCCCGAGCAACAGCAUCAUCCAAUGCUAAUCAUGCCAAUCAAUCACAUGUAUCACUAUGCAAGAGCUACAACAACAAAAAUAACAAUUAUGGCAACAAAAUUAAUAAAUCAUCAUCAUCAAGUCAACAACAGCAACAGCAGCAACAGCAACAGAAGCAGCAACAACAGCAAAUGCGUAAGAAAGACAAAGAUAGAUCGAAUAUUAGUUGCAUUGGUAUUGGUAGUCAAGUUGGUGCUGGUAGCGGUAACGGUAGUAGUGCAAAUAGUGCGAAGCAUCAACAAAACAAACAGAAGCAGCAGCAGCUUCAACAGCAGCAACAGCGAAAGCAACAGCAACAGCAACUACAACAAGUACAAGCUCAACAGCAGCACCAACCACAACAACAACAACUAUCAUCUGACAUGGCAGCAACAUCAGCAUCGACAUCAGUUCCAUCAGCAACAUCAUCCACGGCCCCGACCCGACCUGCCACCAUCAACAUCAAACGCCUUACGGUACCAGGUCAGGAUAGAAAAUUGGCUGAAAAUGAUUCCGAAGAUGGCCGUGAGACUGCCAUUUCAAUUUCCAGCUGCAGUCCACAGCCAGUGCCUGAGGUGCCCGAUGAGCCAUUGGUGAAAUCGCCACCAGAGCCGACAAGGGUCAAGUCGCCUGAGCAGAUCAUAAUGCGCUCUCCCGAUCCAGUCAACUGGACGGUGCCCUUGGACACUGGCAAGACAUUUACGGUCACACAGAAUGUCAAAGAGGGCGAGAGCUAUAGCCGACCACAGAGCGAGAUAAAAGCGUCAACACCGGUGGAAAAGCCACCACCGCCACCACAAUCGGCACCUCCACAACUAACCGAACAGGCUAAAAUGGACGCCUGGAAGUCCAGCAGCCCAACCACAAGCGCCGCUGCCUAUGGCAAAACAUUGACGCCAAUACAGCAACCGGGCGGCGCUGUGCGCUGCGAUGCCAACAAGCCGGGGCCGGAGCAGGCCAUGUCAUCAUCAUCAUCGACAGCGACUGCAUCCACGGCACGAUCGACAGCCGCCGAUGUGCUGGAGAAGGCUCGUGACCGAUUCGAUCGUUUCUGGGGCGGCACCAGCAACGCCAGCAAAGAGGAGAGUGUCUAAAGUUUCUAGAUCAAGAUUCAAGUGCAAAAUGUAUUUGGCAAAAUAAUAAUAAUAAACAAAAAAAAAGAAAAUGAAAAGUAACAAUUACUAAAUUCAAUUAACCAAAUGAGCAAUACUCGUAAAU
Molecule: messenger RNA, 3481 nt
Organism: Drosophila sulfurigaster albostrigata
Lineage: Eukaryota; Metazoa; Arthropoda; Insecta; Diptera; Drosophilidae
Product: serine/arginine repetitive matrix protein 1
Biological process (GO): negative regulation of centriole replication
Molecular function (GO): microtubule binding
Source: RefSeq, a predicted model, not a curated record